AUGGACGCGACUGUAUUCCGAUCGGCCGCCCGACAAAUUGCUGACUAUAUUGUAGAUUAUAUCGAGAAUAUUCGUGAGAGACCUGUAUUUCCGUCAGUAAAACCCGGAUAUAUCAAGCAAUACAUACCCGAAACGGCCCCUCAGAGUGGGGAGCCAUGGAGUGCUAUAUUCGCAGAUAUCGACAGAGUUAUAAUGCCUGGAAUAACACACUGGCAGUCACCAAACUUUCACGCAUACUUCAUGACAGCCCAGUCCUAUCCAUCAGUUAUUGCGGAUAUGCUGUCAAGUGGUUUGGGUGUCCUGGGAUUUUCAUGGAUCGCGAGCCCCGCGUGUACUGAACUGGAGAUGCAAAUGAUGGACUGGUUGGCCAAAAUGCUUACACUUCCCAACCAUUUCAUGUUCAGCAACGGCGGCAAAGGGGGCGGUGUUAUAAUGAAUAGCGCGAGUGAGGCAACCCUUAUCACACUAUUGGGCGCUAGGAGUAAAAUAUUGGCCGAGCAUGGUCAUAAUAAAGAGUUAAUCACCAAAUUAGUGGCCUAUGCCUCGGAUCAGUCGCACUCCAGUGUCGAGAGGGCCGCACUGUUAGGCGCCGUUCAGAUGAAACUAUUGCCAACCAUAGCCUCAGACAAUCAUAGCCUUAGAGGAGAUGUUUUAAGGGAUCAGAUUAAAAAAGACAGAGCUAAUGGAUUGAUCCCAUUCUUCGUUGUGGGAACGCUGGGCACCACUGGUAUAUUGGCUUUCGAUAACAUCACAGAAGUGGGCAAAGUUUGCUCUGAAGAGAAUGUAUGGCUACAUAUAGACGCCGCGUACGCCGGCUCCGCAUAUAUUUGCCCCGAAUUUAGGCAUCAUUUAAACGGAAUUGAAGAUGUCAUUGAAUGGAUAUGUCUUCAAGUGAUUAUCCAAUUCAAAUGA
Messenger RNA from Medioppia subpectinata, 912 nucleotides. The record is from the annotation of a GenBank genome assembly. NCBI's taxonomy places the organism in Eukaryota, Metazoa, Arthropoda, Arachnida, Sarcoptiformes, Oppiidae.